Monascus purpureus is the source of this 1065-nucleotide messenger RNA. The record is from the annotation of a GenBank genome assembly. NCBI's taxonomy places the organism in Eukaryota, Fungi, Ascomycota, Eurotiomycetes, Eurotiales, Aspergillaceae.
AUGACAUCAACCGCAGUCCUCUCUCGACUCAAAUUCAACAACACAUUAAUCGCAUCCCUCCUUCCCAUCAUCCAUCAUGCACUGAAAUUUCCAUUGGCUAUCAAGGGCUUUAAGAUGGCCCUCAUCUUCGCAGUUCUGCGGUACAUCAACCGCACUCUGUCUCAGUGGUCGCUGAAUAACUGGCAAUCCGUACCGCCGUUCAAGUCAGAAGAUGAAGUCGUCCUGAUCACAGGCGGAAGCAGCGGAAUUGGGAAACUGGUCGUGCAAGAUCUUGCUCGACGCGCGAAGGGUAUCAAGAUUUUGAUUCUGGAUAUCCAGGAGCCGGAAUAUGAUCUGCCGCCCAACACAUACUUCUAUAAAACAGACAUCACAUCCCGAGAAAUCCUCAGAGAAACAGCCACCAAACUCCGAAAGGAGCAUUCACAUCCUACAAUCCUCAUCAACAAUGCAGGGGUCAGUUUCAUGGCCACCAUCCUCGACAAGCCGGAGGAGCACAUCCUCACCACCUUCGCGGUGAACAACGUCGCGCAUUACUGGACUGUCAAGGAAUUCCUACCGGAUAUGAUCAUCAAGAAUCACGGACACAUCGUCUCGGUGUCGAGUCUAGCGGGUUUCAUUGCUGCGGGUGAAAUGGCUGAUUACGCCGGGACGAAAGCAAGUGUGGUUGCGUUUCACGAGUCGUUGAGACAGGAGUUGAAGUUUUGGUAUAAGGCUCCUAAAGUUCGGACUAGGUAUGUCAUCCAUUAUUCUCUGGAGAGUACUAUGUAUGUAUGUAUGCUUAUGGCCAGUGUAAUCCAUCCUAUCUGGGCACGAACGCCCAUGACUGAAGUUGUGACUGAGACAGGCACACCAUUUCGUCAGUUGGUGAUAGAUGCAAGAGAGAUCUCCAAGGCGAUAGUGAAUCAGAUUCUGAGUCAGAAUAGUGGGCAGGUGGUUGUUCCAUCUCGGGUUUCGUUCUUGAGUAUGCUGCGUGCAUUUCCGCAUUGGCUACAGGAGAUGGUGAGGGAUGGUGUUUCUAGAGAUGUCAAGGAGGUGAUGGACAUACGAGAGAAGAAUAAAUAUUAG